Nicotiana attenuata is the source of this 1434-nucleotide messenger RNA. RefSeq names its product F-box protein At1g30200-like. Gene Ontology annotation, molecular function: protein binding. Lineage: Eukaryota; Viridiplantae; Streptophyta; Magnoliopsida; Solanales; Solanaceae. The transcript is spliced from 2 exons. The coding region runs from base 116 to 1222 and encodes 368 amino acids. The record is from RefSeq and is a predicted model, not a curated record.
UAUCUUCUCGAAAACCCUUACAACAAAAUCUCACAUUCAAAAACCUUCUAUAUAUAAAUAACAAUAACAAAAAUAACAUAACAAGAACAAUAAGAAGCCAAAAAAGAAGAAGAAAAUGUCAACUAUUUUUGCUGUAAAAGAAAAUGAAGAUUUGUUCGAUCGUUUACCUGAUGCCAUUGUGCUAACAAUCUUUGAAAAAGUUCAAGAUUGUAAAUCCCUUUGCAUUUUCUCGUCUCUUUGUAAACGUUUUUACUCUCUCAUUACCCAAACACAAAAUAUUUCUCUCACAAUUCCACCCCAAAAUCACCACAAAUCAUCAAAUUCCAAUAGAAAUCAACUUUUUCAGUUUUUCAACAGAGUUUUUCUCAAACCAUUUCAGUUUUUUCUUCUUCAAAUUACAAAAUGGAACCCAAUUUGUAUACCCAUUCCUUAUACUUUUAGCCAGAAAAAUGAUGGCUAUAAUUGUAAUUGUACUUGUUCUUAUACUUCUCCAGCUGAAAUUCUGAGAAAUUUCAACGAAAUCAAGCAAUUAGAAAUUCAACUUGCCGCCGGCGAAAAUAUUGGUUUGAAAAAUUCCGGCGAUUCGUUGCUGAAAUGGAAAGCGGAAUUCGGAAGUCAAUUGAAACAUUGUUUGAUCGUCGGAGGAACGUCGAUUUCUCCGAUUCACGAAUAUCAAGGCGGAGAAGAAACCGUAACCGAAAAUUUUCGUAUUAUACAACGAGGCGAUUCAGUAGAAUCGCUACGAAUGACAAACGAUGAGUUGAAAUUGCGAAUUGUGUGGAUAAUUUCGUGUGUAAUAGCAGCAUCAACGCGGCAUUGUUUGUUAGAAGAAACGAUUAAGGAGAAGAAAAUGCUUGAAAAUGUAGUGAUUACGGACGAUAUUGGUCAAGGAAUUUGUUGUAUGAACUGCGAACAAGUUGAAGAAAUGAGGAGAAAUACGAGGGUAUUUUCGUCUAACAGGGCGAAGGUACCGGCAUUGAAGGUGAAGAUGUGGUACGUGCCGGAGCUAGAGUUACCGGCGAAAGGUUGCAUGAUGAAGGGGGCGACAUUAGUGGUGGUAAAGCCGGUAGAGGAGUGGAGCAAGGCGGAUGACGGCAAAGAUUUGGUGGCCGGAGGGUUUGGUUUUGCCGGAGAAGGGAAGGAAGAGAAUGUGCUUAAUGAAGUUGCGAAAGAGUUGGUGAAGUUGAAGAGGAGUUACUCUCUUGAAAUGAAUUCCUUUUGAAUCUUCCUCUUGAGGUUGAUUUUGCACAUAUUUCUUUUGAUUUUGAGUAAAUACAAUUUUGUUGUGAAGAGACUUGUAUAAAUUUUAAAUGAUUUCCUAAGUUAUUUUUGUUACAUAUUUUUAUGUUUAUUAUCAGAAAUCUGCUUGUAAUUUUUUCCCCUUGUAAAUUAAGAAACUGAAAUGAAGAAUACAGGUUAUUAUUAUUAUUUGAA